This is a messenger RNA of Orbicella faveolata, 2227 nucleotides long. RefSeq lists its product as uncharacterized. NCBI's taxonomy places the organism in Eukaryota, Metazoa, Cnidaria, Anthozoa, Scleractinia, Merulinidae. The record is from RefSeq and is a predicted model, not a curated record.
ACCGUUCGUGCGCCGGGGCAAAAAAGUGGCCGUUGUAGAGAGGUGGCCGUCAGUGGAGGUUCCACUGUACUCAUUAUUUUCAACAGUUUUAACAUCAUGUAGUACUCCAUCCUCAAGACACAAGGGGCUGCUAGUCGGCACGAUGCGAUAUUUUCGGGCGAAAGUUUGCUUCAAGGAUACCCAGGGGCUUUUCCGCUCAGGCUCUUGAAGUAAACUUUUGCCCGAAAAUAUCGCAUCGUACCGACAAGCAGCCCCUGGGUUUCCGAGGAUGGUAGUACUUGGGCAUUGGGAAUUACUUUCUUCAUAACUUGUGCAACAGACUUGGAAUGGACAAGUGAGGAAGGUGAAUCGUCCACCCUUGCUUGAACCUAGUAUCACCCGGUAGGAAACAGCCGCAGGUGGAGAAUGAAACACUGGGUAUUAGGACCUACUGCACUGAUCAAGCUUCAGUUGAAUUAUUGAUAAUCGGUUGUUGAAUUUCCCUCUCAUUCUUGUAGAGCAGUAAUUUACAGAUAUUUUCAGUCUUGGCAUACAAUCUCAUCAAGGUGGUGAAUCAGAGAUGAAAUAUCUUGCCAAUUGCUGGAAAUGUGUCGCUGUGGAGCUGCAGAAAGGAGAAUUUAACAACAUGAUCAUCUAAAUUUAUGACAAACAAUGCCUGUCUGGUCCCUCUGGUACCUGCUGCUGGCUUUGAUAUUAUUUCACUCUGUGUUUUGCAGUGAAGCUCAUAACAAAGGAUCAACUGUUAAGCAACACAAAGAAUCUCUUCUAAAGUUCUUCAAGCUUAAUGAUGAAAACCCGACUUCGGAAAAUGCAACUUUGAACAUAACAAACAGUCCGGGGAGAUGUGGACUCCUAACCAAGAAACUCUGCGCCCAAAAGCAUAAAAGUAAAAGCAACACGGUGAAAAAAUCAUUUCGUCCUUACUAUUAUGAUGACGACGACGACGAAGAUUCGGAUGAUUACGAUGAAACCGCCGAUGACGACGACUUUCCGGAGGAAACCGAGACAGGUUCUUAUCGAUCUUAUGCACCUCGGGAUCACGAAAGGCCAUACGAUGAUGAGUCCGAAGAUUACGAUCGCGAAUCUUGGCGAGGUCAAAACUUCGACGAUGAAGACUCUGAGCCACGUGAAAGGCCUGGGUACGAGGGAGAUAUGGAUGAUUGGGACUGGGACUCACCAAGACGUCAUGGUGAAAGACACACUUUCAAAGAUAGAGAAAGAUGGAGGUCACAUGACGUUCCACAAGACGACGAUGAGUUCGAACCAAGCUAUUCCACUCAAUAUCGCCAUCACCCAAGACAUUCGCAUUAUCGACAUUAUCACCAUCAGUAUCGACCCCCAGUUCAUGCAAGUUAUCGAACAUUCAGCCAAGCCGCGCCUUCGUGGCCUACGUACUUCCAGGAGUAUUCAAGGCGUAGCCCUUUCGCUGCCCCUGUGCCGUAUGUUACUAAUCCGGCGAGCGUGGAUUGGACAAGAGGUCUCGCCUCUUACCAACCAAGGUGGCAGCCUCGGUAUUACCCUCCUGUGGCAGCUACAUCUGCGCCGCAAUCGUUCAACACUCGGCUAGCAGGCCCUAGCAGUUUGAACCCUUACCAACAGAACAUACUCAGCUAUCAAAAUCGGGAGUCCAAUUCAUUUUUUAUUCCACCCUAUCAUGUUUCAUCGCCUUCAUACUUACGAGCUACAACGCGUAAUCUCGUGGAUUUUACUAUCCCAAACUCUCUCCCGGGAGUAGCAGCGAGUUCCCCUCGGCUAUCUCACCAUAUCUAUCAUUACCCUCCGGUAGUUUCUCACUCCAGACAUAUAAUCAGCCCGUUUUCUAGACCGUUUAUAAGACGUCGGGAGUUUUCUGACGCAGUUCUUAACAGACUCAGAGACAUGAAUCUUCAUUAGCAAGAAGGCACGAUCUGUUAUGCUGUGAUUUCAGCAACAAUCUUUAAAAGUGAACGAGAUCUCGCAGACUGACAAGAUUAUCAGCGUUUCAGUGCAACCUGAUUGAAAAGUUCAUCAAUAACGAAAUAAAGAGCUGCAUCGCCAUGCAAGAUCUGGUUAAGCUCUCGCGAUUUAUUCAAUUCCUACCAUUCUAUGAACAUUAAAAAUAACUAGGUGGACACGAAUUUUCGUCGUAAUAUCAAAAGGUAUGACAUAAGAUAUAUGUUAUUAUUCAUAAUGUUCUCUGGCUAAUCAUUUAAUAGUCAUUGGGUAAUUAUAAUUCAUUGCACGACAG